Dacryopinax primogenitus is the source of this 2755-nucleotide messenger RNA. RefSeq names its product kinase-like protein. The record is from RefSeq and is a predicted model, not a curated record. Bases 132 to 1436 code for a protein of 434 amino acids. Gene Ontology annotation, molecular function: protein serine/threonine kinase activity; ATP binding. Gene Ontology annotation, cellular component: nucleus; cytoplasm. NCBI's taxonomy places the organism in Eukaryota, Fungi, Basidiomycota, Dacrymycetes, Dacrymycetales, Dacrymycetaceae. The transcript is spliced from 7 exons. Gene Ontology annotation, biological process: intracellular signal transduction; protein phosphorylation.
GCCAAACGUCAACAGCCAAAGGAACUCAGUUUCAUAUAAAACAUAACCACUCGACACACUUCUUACCUCACACUUUCUUCCUAUUCUUUCUUUCCUUCACUUCUAUACCACUAGACAAGCCCUCAACAACAAUGUCUCAUCGUCACACCUUCACCGCACUCAACCAGAGCUUCAUCGUCGACUCAGAGUACGACUUUGUCAAGGAACUCGGCCAGGGUGCCUAUGGAUGUGUCGUCGCUGCACGCCAUCGUCGUUCAGGCGAAGGGUGCGCAAUCAAGAAGAUUACCAAUAUCAACACAAAGCGUAUCCUAACCAAGCGCUGUCUGCGGGAGAUCAGGCUGCUCCACCACUUUAGGGGGCACAAGAACAUCACUUGCUUGUAUGAUAUGGAUAUCGUCUAUGAGCCCAAUGGCGACUACAACGAGGUCUACCUGUACGAGGAGUUGAUGGAGGCAGAUCUGCAUGCGAUCAUCCGAUCCGGUCAGCCGCUUUCCGACGCCCACUUCCAGUCCUUUAUCUACCAAACCCUCUGCGGGCUCAAAUACAUCCACAGCGCGAAUGUGCUCCACCGCGAUCUCAAGCCGGGCAACCUUCUCGUAAACGCCGAUUGUGAGCUGAAGAUCUGCGAUUUCGGACUGGCGAGGGGUUGGCAGCCCGGACCGGGCACACAGCAGCACAGCAAUAAGGGCCAGCAGGGGUUCAUGACUGAGUACGUCGCGACGAGGUGGUAUCGUGCGCCAGAGAUCAUGUUGAGCUUUGCUAAUUACGGGCCGGCAAUCGAUAUCUGGAGUGUGGGAUGUAUAUUUGCGGAGCUUUUGGGUGGCAAGCCCAUCUUCAAGGGCAGGGACUAUGUCGACCAGCUCAACCAGAUCCUGCACUACCUCGGCACGCCGUCUGAGGACACGCUGCGUCGCGUCGGCUCCCCCAGGGCGCAGGACUACAUCCGUUCCCUGCCUAUCAAACCCCGUAUCCCCUUCCAAUCCCUCUACCCGCACGCAAACCCUCUGGCUAUCGACCUCCUAAGCCAGAUGCUCUGCUUCGACCCUGCCAAGCGUAUUUCCUGCGAGAAGGCGCUUGAGCACCCGUACCUCGCCGUAUGGCACGAUACGGCGGACGAGCCGCUCUGCAGCCAGACGUUCGACUUUGGUUUCGAAGAAGUAGACGACAUGCCAGGGAUGAAGCAGCUCAUUAUAGAGGAAGUAAACUCCUUCCGCGCCCUGGUGCGUUCCCAGGCUAGGCAGCAACUGCAAGCCAGGAAACAGGACUCGCUCCCUAUUCCGAGCAGGGACGAUAUCCUUGCCAGCCCUGUGGUCGAAAACGAUGGUACGAGUGGAUAUACGUUCCCCCACCCUAGUGCGCCCGGCCCGAGCGGAGGGAUGGUCGAAGAGCCCGGGGCGGAGCUGGACAAGGAACUCGGAGCGUAUGGACAGCGUUGAGCGCUGUUUGUCCGAUUUGCAAUGGACUGGUAUUUUGGCAGGUUCCAGAUUUGGGAGAAGCGCGCCGCGGACGAGGUUGGACUGAUAUUUUAUGAGAAGGAGAGGUCUAAGACUGAACAAGAAUGAGAACGAAGCGCAGUGAAGCGUUGCAUGAGUACGAUUGAAGCAAGUAGGCGAAAGAUGUUAUGUAUUGUUUGACUGAGAUCCGUUGUCUGAUAUUGAUACACCCUGUUUGGCAUACCUUGGAGUUCAGUCAGCGCGCGUUGGGUACAUUGCCCGAUGUUCGGAGGAUGGCCCCACCUGUCGAGGUGGUUAUAGGUAAGCUCGAAGCAUGCACUGAAACUUGAGAAGUCAGACAGCUUCGUGCCUGAAGUAACCAUACUGUGCCAGAAGCGAUGUAAACUCCGUGGUGCUCCGACACCAGCCAACCAGCCCUGUCCACGAGACUUGGGGGUUGUAGCUGCCCAUGCGCGGUUUGGACUACGAAGAAUGGUGCUUUCAGAUGUCACAUGACUGUUACAUGAAUGAGGAUAGAUUCAGCAACAUAGAGGGGUGUAAUCGAAUUCUUUUUUAUUGAAUUUGGCUCAUUCGGAAAUUUCGGACUGGCAGAAGGCCGCAGGACUGGGGUCCAAUUACACAACAGUCAGAGUGGUGCUGACAAUAUCAACGCCAGGCAUGUCGCUGGCCCCAAUAACAAAGAAAUGACCAACAGCUAACUGGACCUCACCGGUGAUACCCUCUGGAAUGGUGACCGUAACGUUGCCAUAGUAAUUGCAUGCUUCGGGAUCGGUGCGUUGUCCGUAGGCCGCGUGGAACGGAGUCACAAAUAGAGACGUGCCCAGGCCAUUGUCGUUUGACGCAGGGAGACAGUUACCAGAUGGGCAGGGACGGUAAGCGAGAGCUAGCCCGACGUCCGUCCAGCCGGAGGUGCUAUCGGCUUCAUUCAGGCUGACCGUAAAUGGCUGGCCAGCUGUGACGGUCGUCCCCACCGGGGGAUAGCAGAACUGCAUGUUCUGAGCAACUGCGGUAGCGGCAAAUGCAAGAAUAGAGAGUGUGAAAAGCAUUGUGACGUUGAAGGACGAGGAGGCUCUGAUGAACGGAGUGAGAUGCUGGAGGACUGUGCUCUCAAGCGAAACUCCCAGCCAGGUUUUAUAGAGAAAGUGUCCCACAGGCGAGCAAGCGAUGCACAGCUCAUUCGCACCAAGCAUGACAAUCGAGGGCCUUGGACUCUUGAGCAGACUCCGACAUCCCCGGUGAGAAGGCGGACGGUCGGGCAAACAAGUGGUACAGAUUUUCCGCAUGUAGAAUGCAGUCAUCGC